AUGAAUUCACUCUUUCUACAGUUCUUGCUCUUUUUAUUAAUUAACAUCACUCACUGCCCAUUAGCUUGCCAUGAACAGGAAAGAAGAGCACUCCUUGAUUUCAAAUUCUCAUUGGAGGACCCUGCGAAUCGUUUAUCUUCAUGGCUAGAUGACAACAAAUAUCGAAACUGUUGCGAUUGGCAAGGAGUGGGAUGUUCCAGUGAUUCAUCUCAUGUUAUCUCCAUAAACCUCCGUAACACAGACCUUGAAACCUUCUACAAUGAGCUUCUCAUUGAUUUUGAUCUGUACGAUGUGCCACCACCAAAUACUGCAUUACAAGGUAAAUUCUCUUCCUCCUUUGUCAACCUUAGUCAUCUCGAGUAUGUUGAUCUUGCCUUCAACAAUUUUGAGGAAUCGAAAAUCCCCUUUCUAUUUUAUGCUCUCACGAAACUCGUGCAUCUUGAUCUCUCCCACUCAAACUUCUCUUCUCCAGUUUCGACACCAUUAAGCAACUUAUCGUCCUUACGAUACCUCGACUUAUCUUGUGGUUCUAUAGCUUCAGAUGAAAGAUACUUUGUAGCUACUGGUUCUUGCUUUGAAUUGUCAUCUAUAAAAUGGUUAAGAGGGUCAGUAAAUCUAAACGUCUUAAGAUUGAGAGGCAUUGAUUUACAUGAGGCGGCGUCUUCCGAAAAGAAUUUUGCUGAAUCAAUUUCCUAUCUUUCUAAUCUUAGGAUUCUUGAUCUCAGUGAUUGUAAUCUACCAAGCACAGUUUUUCCCACCCAUGAGUUUUACAAUCUUUCUCGUCUAUCUUCUCUCACAUUGAGUGAAAAUUAUGGUCUAAAUUUCCACAUACCAGUACAGCUACUCAAUUUAACUUCACUUUCUAUUCUCGACUUAAAUGAUUGUGGACUACAAGGUUCAGUUCCUUAUCUUCCUCAACUUACAAAAUUUGAUGUGAGUCACAAUUAUGAUCUUCGUCCUGAUCUAACUAGAAUGUUUCAACAAAAAUGGCCUAAACUUCAAAGACUUUCUAUAUCAGAUACUAAUGCAAUUGGAUCAAUCCCGGACUCAAUUUCCAAUGCGCCAUUAUUGGUCGACUUUGAUGCUUCUUUUUGUCGGUUUGAAGGGUCUUUACCUUCUUCAUUCUACAAUCUUUCUCAAUUUCAAUCUCUCGACCUCUCUUUAAACUCAAUAACAGGUUAUAUCCAUUCCUCAAUAUCUAAUCUAAAAUCCUUAAGGACGCUCGUUUUGCCUGGAAAUAAUCUCCAAGGUUCCAUUCCAGAAUCAAUAUCUAAUCUAAAAUCCUUAAGGACGCUCGUUUUGGGUGGAAAUAGUCUCCAAGGUUCCAUUCCAGAAUCAAUAUCUAAUCUAAAAUUCUUAAGGACAAUCGAAUUGUCUGGAAAUAAUCUCCAAGGUUCCAUUCCAGUAUCAAUAUCCAAUCUAAAAUUCUUAAGGACGCUCGACUUGUCUGGAAAUAAUCUCCAAGGUUCCAUACCCAAAUCAAUAUCCAAUCUAACAUUCUUAAGGACGCUCUACUUGUCUGGAAAUAAUCUCCAAGGUUCCAUACCCAAAUCAAUGUAUUCUCUUCGAUUCCUUGAUUUAAGGAGUAAUAACAUAACAGGAUUCAUACCAAAAUCAAUCUGUAAAAUGAGUAGUCUAAUGUCUUUGGACUUGUCUCAUAAUCACCUAACUGGAAUUAUUCCAACUUGUUUCUCCAAACUCAAUUUCUCUACAUUUGAUCUGUCAAACAACAAACUUCAUGGUCGACUGCCUCUUCCACCGAACGUUGUUGGUAUCUCUUCAUCAUUUGAUGUAUCAUAUAAUAAAAUCACUGGUGAAAUCUCAACAGAAUAUGGAAAACGACUUUCUAGUUUUUAUUACAUCAAUCUAGCUGGCAAUGAACUUUCAAGUUCGAUCCCAUUUUCCAUAUGUUCAAGAGAUUCAGAGUCUAAUCCUGAAUUUAUAAACCUUUCAAACAACAAACUUUUCGGGGUUAUACCUACAAGUAUAGGGUACUCGCGGAAUCUUAGAUCUCUAAACCUCGGCAACAAUAACCUCACGGGAAAUGUUCCAAAUGAGCUUCAACAACUAAAAUCAUUGUCAUAUCUUCAACUAAAUGACAACAUUCUGGAUGGUACUCCUCUUAGCUUCAUCAGUAAACUUCUAGAGUUGCAAGUUCUCAACUUAGCGAAUAACCACUUCGAAGGCAGUAUACCCAGUGCAUUUGGUUCGGCUAUCGGAUUGAGCAUUCUUUCCUUAAGGUCAAAUAAGUUCAAUGGGUCAAUCCCUCAAGAGUUCAGUCAUUUGGUAAAACUCCAAAUAUUAGACUUAUCGGGGAAUAAUCUAAACGGGUUAAUUCCUAGGAAAAUAGGAAACUUAAUGAUGCUAAGAAGUAGACCUAAUGAUGUAUCUUUCCUAGUAGACAUUUAUGAUAUCGAUGUGCAAUUGCAGAUGGUGAUCAAAGGGAUCAUGAUACAGUUUAAGAAACUGUAUGCAUAUAGUUCUGGGAUUGAUCUAUCAUGUAACGAUCUUGAAGGAAAUAUCCCAGAAGAGAUUGGUCUACUAAAAGGGCUAUCCACACUUAAUUUAUCAGACAAUCGCUUUUCCAGCGUUAUACCACAAAGUAUUGGAAGCAUGAAUGGUUUAGAAUCCUUGGAUUUGAGUUUCAACAAAUUAACUGGACUUAUCCCAUACUCUUUACCAUCACUGAAUUCUCUUGAGAGACUGAACCUAUCUUACAAUAACUUGAGUGGUACGAUCCCAAGAGGACCACACUUUGAUACAUUGAGUGGAGAUGGUUCAGCAUAUCUCAACAACAGUUUGUUGUGUGGCUUCUACACAAAUAAUACUUGCGAGGCUGAUCAGAGAACUGACGCUACUGAUGGGAAUUCUCCAAAUGAAGGUCAUGGAGAUGAUAAAGAUAAGUUGUUGCUGUAUGCUAUAGUUUCCUUGGGGUUUGCAGUUGGAUUUUGGGGUCUAUUCUUUGUUUUGCUUCUCAAGAAACAGAAAUGGUGGUUCCCGUAUUGGAGAUUAGUAGAUGUGGUUGCAGUGGGAGUCGCUAAUUGUAUGUGGAAAAAUUAA
This is a messenger RNA of Papaver somniferum (opium poppy), 3060 nucleotides long. Its product is annotated as LRR receptor-like serine/threonine-protein kinase GSO1. Lineage: Eukaryota; Viridiplantae; Streptophyta; Magnoliopsida; Ranunculales; Papaveraceae. The record is from RefSeq and is a predicted model, not a curated record. The transcript has a single exon. The coding region runs from base 1 to 3060 and encodes 1019 amino acids. Gene Ontology annotation, molecular function: protein binding.